AUGGAGCCAGAAGAGGACAUUCCGUUUGUGAAACGACCGAAGUCUGAGCGUGGAUGGAUGCGCAUCGCGAAGAAGCGCUUGCCGAUCCUCGAUUGGGGCCCGCGGUACGACCGCAUCACCGCUGUAGCGGACCUGGUGGCAGGCAUCACGCUGGGUCUGACACUGGUGCCGCAGAGCAUCGCAUACGCUUCGCUCGCCAACCUGCCCGUGCAGUACGGUCUCUAUUCUUCAUUUGUAGGUACGAUGCUGUACGUUUUCCUGGGCACCGUAAAGGAGGUAUCCAUCGGCCCCACCAGCUUGAUGGCGUUGUUCACGCUGCAAGUUUGCCGCGGCUUACCCGUGGAGUUCGUCGUGCUGCUCACCUUCCUCUCUGGCUGCAUCGUCCUCAUCAUGGGACUACUCCGUCUAGGAUUCUUGGUGGAGUUAAUAUCUCCAUCAGUGACGUCUGGGUUCACGUCAGCAACGGCGGUGAUUAUCGUGGUAGCGCAACUCAAGGGCCUCCUGGGGCUGAGCUUCACGGCGGAGUCGGUAAGCGACAAUAUCCGCAACAUCAUCAACAAGUGGGACAACUUGCGUUACGCGGACUGCGCGCUCGGGGCUGUCUGCUGCACUGUGCUGCUACUGCUCAGGCAACUGAAAGAUGUAAAAGUGAACCCCAAGCGUACGAAGCUGAAGCGCGCUCUGUGGCUCCUAUCCAUCGGACGUAACGCGCUGGUCGUCCUGGCCGCCUCCACGCUGUCUUACUGCAUACACAACCCUGAGAAACCGCUCUUCAAGUUAUCUGGUCGGGUGGAGCCUGGGCUGCCAGCGUUGUCGGCACCACCGUUCAGCGUGGCACUGGACAACAGCACGGUGCAGUUCGUGGACAUGGUGCAGCAGCUCGGUUCGGCGAUCGUCAUGCUGCCCAUCGUCAUGGUGCUCGCUAACAUCGCUAUCGCCAAGGCCUUCUGUACGGGCGGGCGAGUGGACGCGACGCAGGAGAUGGUGACGCUGGGGCUGUGCAACAUGGCGGGGUCGCUGGUGCACGCCAUGCCCACGUGCGGCGCCUUCACUCGCUCGGCCGUGUCGCACUCCAGCGGCGUGCGCACGCCCGCCGCCGGCGCCUACUCAGGCAUUAUAACCCUGCUGGCGCUGAUCUUCCUCACUCAAUACUUCUACUAUAUACCGAAGGCGUGUCUCUCCUCGGUGCUCAUCUGUGCUGUCAUAUUCAUGAUCGACUACCGGACCGUGGUGCGGCUGUGGCGGCGCGACCGGCAGGAGCUGGCGGUGCUGGUGCUCACGUUCUGCGUGAGCGUGGCGCGCACCGUGGAGCUGGCCGUGCUUUGCGGUGCGCUCGCUUCGCUGGCCGUGCUGCUGCGACGCCUCAUGCGCCCGCGCCUACAGAUAAACCACGUCAAGUCGAGCGCGGGCGAGGUGGUGCGCGUGCGCGCGGCGCUGGGCGUGACGUACGUGAACUGCGCGCUCGUGGAGGCGCGCGCGCUCGCCGCCGCGCGACGUGCCGCGCCGCGCCCCGCCCUGCUCGACUGCGGGCAGCUCGCCAUGCUGGACUACGCAGGGCAACAGGCGCUGGAGCGACUGAUUAAGCAGCUGAAAGAUUCAGAUCAGAAGUUAAUAAUAUACAAUGUUCCGUUGGACCUGUUGAAGAAGUUCGAGCAAGUGUCGGGGCUGGACGCGCGACCGUUACGGGCGACGAACAUCAAUUCGGCGCUCGCGCUCGCCGACGCGCCGAGCGAAGAGCGCGCCGCUCUGCUCGCCGAGCAAGUGUGA
Messenger RNA from Arctia plantaginis, 1767 nucleotides. NCBI's taxonomy places the organism in Eukaryota, Metazoa, Arthropoda, Insecta, Lepidoptera, Erebidae. The record is from the annotation of a GenBank genome assembly.